This is a messenger RNA of Porites evermanni, 1352 nucleotides long. The record is from the annotation of a GenBank genome assembly. NCBI's taxonomy places the organism in Eukaryota, Metazoa, Cnidaria, Anthozoa, Scleractinia, Poritidae.
AUGGCCACUGCCGCCUUAGCGAGACCUGAAUAUUUUGCGUUCUCACAUGUAAGUAUAUUUUUUUCGAGAAUAUGAGUUUCUACACGAUUUUAAAAGUCGCCAAAAGUUGCGACUUGUGUGUAUUAUUUAUUAAAAUCGAUACAGCGUUUCAGUUAUCAACAGUGGAUCGGUCGGUGCUCAACGUUUGCGUUUCUUGUUUCUAGGAAUAUCGCAAGCCGUCACCAUUGGCUUUAUUAGCCGCUACUUGCAGUCGAAUUGGUCAACCGGGUGCGCAUCGCGAUUACGAAUGUCACGGCAAGUUUGGUGGUGGUGUUUUUCCCGAACUAAGUCAACAUGCAGUCAGUAUGAGCCAAAUUAUGAGCUGCUCAGGAGAGCGGAUGCUUCCGCUUACGCCGCCGACCGAUUCACACUAUUCUCCUUUUCAGGAGUUUUAUCUCUCUGCGCCUCCCAAGAACCAUGUCCAUCAGAAUUUUGCCGUCUCCCAUGGGAGUGCUUCCCGCGGACCUGUCUCCCCUUGCCUGAGCCACGCGUGUCCUGCUUCAAGGAGGAAUGGUCCUCUAUCGCUGGGUUGUCCUGCUACAUUUAAGCCUGAAUGUAAUGAGAUUGGCGGACUUCACUGGUGGAGCGUCGAGCCAAAUAAAACGAUAGUUCGCAGCCCAAUCUCGAACCCUGUUCCACAGAGUCUCGCCCUUAGCUCCGUGGCCGGUACAAGUCACAUUUCCUCCUUGAGCUAUCACGGAAACCCCAGUCCAGCAUCUUACCAUCUAUCAAGUCCAUAUAGCUCGUCAUUGUCUAGCCAAGUUACUAGCACAAGGAGAUGCAGAAGAUGUAGGUGCCCGAACUGUCAAAUCGCGGCUACGACUGGCAACACAAGCAAGCGAAAGCAACACAUUUGUCACAUCCCCGGCUGUGGAAAAGUGUACGGUAAAACCUCUCAUUUGAAAGCGCAUCUCCGAUGGCAUACUGGCGAACGUCCGUUUGUUUGUAACUGGUUGUUUUGCGGAAAAAGUUUCACGCGAUCGGACGAGCUCCAACGGCAUCUUAGAACUCACACGGGAGAAAAACGCUUUCAGUGCGGCGAAUGUGGAAAACGUUUCAUGCGAAGCGACCACUUAAGAAAACAUCAGAAAACACAUCUGAACAAUGUUAAGAAAAGUGCAGAUAAAGCGGACGAGGGAAGCAUGAAGGAAGAAGAAGAAAUCAAGGACAUUUCCAUGGAACUCAAUAUUGAUGUCCAAGAAGGACAGAGACUAGCUCAGAUGAGCAGCGUGCUCGCACUUACUCCGAAACAGGAAGAACACGAUAAGAUGGAAGCUCCCAACGUUGAUAAAUUUAUAAACGUGGAACACUAA